Messenger RNA from Bemisia tabaci, 2656 nucleotides. RefSeq lists its product as uncharacterized. NCBI's taxonomy places the organism in Eukaryota, Metazoa, Arthropoda, Insecta, Hemiptera, Aleyrodidae. The record is from RefSeq and is a predicted model, not a curated record.
UAUCUUCUGCGGAAUCUUGGCGGUUUUGUGUUCCAUGGUUCCAUCCUCACUUUUAAUUUUGUCGUUUUAUUUUCUGAGUAAUCCGUCUUGAUCUGAUAAUUCCAUCGAAUUAUGCAUGUGACUGUUCUCUUAGUGAAUGACUGAAUGAGUUCUUUAUUCACAAGUGACAAGUGUUAUUGUACCCUGACUGUGCCUAGUUACCUACUGAUAAUGGUGUGAACUUCCACACGUUUCCUGACACAUCCUCCAGAUCUUCUCUCAAAGGUACCUGAAGUGGCAAGCCAACAAUGUCCUUUCAAGUGGACAGCGUCGAGCUGGUGCACGAUGGUAAGUCUUUAGACCAGGAUUCACCUCACAUCGACAGUAUUGAGUUCUCGGGUCUUUCGAGCAUGGACGGGUCUCCAGAACUUGAGAAAGCUCCAGCAAAUAGCGGUGAGUUAGCGAUGCUUAAACCUCUAAACCAGAAAGCAGUCGUACUUAAAGAUGCGAAGUUGGUAGAGCAUAUUGAGUCCCUGGGCAAGGGAACUCCUUGUCCGGACAUUAGGAAAAUCGAGUCUCCAAAUCGGAAAGUGAUGCCGGUGAGUUUUUCAGCGAAGACCAUCAAGUCCCCAAAGGAAAAUGUUCCUCCUAGUUCCACUCGGUUCAGCGCUAGAAAUAUAGACACUUCGAAUCAGGUUAAUCCUCCCAAGAAUGCUGCGUUAACAGAUAGCACCAAUUCUCCAAGUCGGAGAGCACCCGCCAAUUCUCCAAGUCGGGAAGCCUUCACCACCUCUCCAAACCAGAAAGCCCUUUUGGGAAAAUUCUUCGGGUCACCGGACAUCAGAACCGCCCCAAAUCACAUAGUAUCAGAUGUUGUUGAGUCAACGGUCAAAACUCAGUACCCCAAAGAAGAACCGAUAGCAAAUGCUGUUGAGUUCUCUAUAAAGCUUUCUGAAGUACUGAAUAAUAUCAUGAAUUCCCCAACGAAGGAUGGAGACGACUUCAUUAUAUUAGAUGACCUAGAUGAUCUCGGCGAGUCUCCUGGAAUGAAAAUACGCACCAUCAAGAUUUCGCAAAACUCUGCACCUUCAACUGAUUCGAUGGAUGUUGCGCCGUUAGAUGUUACCGCGUCAUCACUUAAGGAAACAACCCCGGUAAACGUCGUUGAGCUGGCGGAAAAUAUCAUCUCAAAUGAUCCGACGGACGUUACGCCGUUAGAUAUUACCGCGUCAUCAACUAAGAGAACAACCCCGGUAAAAGUCGUUGAGCAUGCGGAAAACACCAUGCCCUCAAAUCAGAAUUCAAUGGAUGUUGCGUCGGCGGAUGUUUCCGAGCCAUCAAUUAAGAAACCAACCCCUGUUCAAGUCGUCAACAUUCAGUCUCUCAGGCAGACCUCCGCAGUUGAGACAACGGAAAACACCACAUCCUCGAAUAAUCCAAUGGAUGUCGUGGAGAUAGACAUAAUCGAGCCAUCGCCCAAGGAAACCACCCCUCUAGAAAUCGUCGAUUUGGCGACCCCCCCAAGGGUGGUAAAAUUGACGGAAACAGAACGCCCUUCCACCUCAACUACACCAACCCCCCGUUGCGGGAAGAAGAGAUUGAUCCGGACACCGACCUCCGUUUUGGGCGCGAAGAAAAGAGUCAAGACCGACAAGCCGUUGAUUGGGGCUUCAGCAUCCAUUUUCAAGGCCAAGGAACGAGUCAAGCCCGAGAAGCCACCGGUCCCAAGCUGGUUUCGGAACGUGUCUUUCACCGAAAUCGGGAACAUCACCGGAGGGAGAAGGGUCGUCAGUGUGAGGGGGAAGAUCAUCUUCAGCUCGCGCCCUCACCGUUCCGGCGGAAAGGGUCUCGAACUGUACUUCGACGUAGCCGACGAGACGGGAAUCAUCCGCGUCUUCGCGCACGAUAAGGUAGCCUUCUUCUUCAAGAAGCAGAUCGUCGUCGGCAAAACUCUCCAGAUGAUCCGCGCCGUCGUCCACCCCAGGCAGCCUCUCGUCAAUAACCUCGACCAUCCCAGCGAGCUGCACUUGGACGAGUACACGGACCUAGUGUGGGAGGUCAAAAGCCGUCUUCUGAAAGCCCUGGACCUGGAUAUCCGUUUCGUGGCGUACGAGGAUGUCGAGUCCUUCGGCGCGGACGAAUUUUUCGACGUGACCGGAACCGCUCUCCAUUUCCGCCUUCACACCGAGGAAGGUGAGAGGAGCUGCAUAACGAUCAGGGACGACAGAGGGUACGAGUUGGAUGUCACUUAUUUCGAUUGGUAUAUUCCUACCCAUGAAAGCAUGCUCGGGCUGAGAAUCGAUAUCCUGCGGUGCCGGUUCAAUCACGUUGAUCGCAUAGUCGAUGCAACCGGGAGCCAUGUCAAAAUCGACGGUCGACCCGUGAGAGCGUACUAUAGUUCCUAUCUAGACUUUUUCUAGGCUGUCUCUUUCGUGCCGAGUGUAGAGUCCCUUUAUACUGAGAGUCAAGACAACACCCCUUAUGGAGUCACAAACGGGAAUAAAGAUUACAGAAAUUGAACGUUCUUUGUAAUCUUUGAUCGGCCCAUUCUCAAAUUCCUUUUUCCGUUCUUUCUCUUAUUCAGUUUAUUCCUCGCCGAACCCGUAAUUCCCUGGUCCAUUCCAGAUUAUAAUCUUUGCAAUCGGUGAAAAUGUAAUCUUUAUUCCCGUUUGUGACA